CGAGGGAGGAUAAGGCAGACGUGACAAAGUUAUUUACAGCCGACUUUUUCCUGCAGAAAUGGACAAACUACAGGACGGGAAUGUCAGCGUGCCUAACGGCACCUUGAACAGACGCUCGUUUCUGGAGAAAGGCGCGUAUCAGCACCUGCAGCAGGGCGACCUGAAGGUGCUGGUGCCGGUUGGGCUGGGCGUCAUCUCCGUGCUCGGCUUCAUUGCAAACGCCACCGCGGUGGGAGUGCUGGUGGGCAACGCGCGCAAAAGCAAGCUCUCUCUGAUCAACGCGCUCAUCCUCAACCUCCUGCUGGCUGACGGGCUGCUGCUGGCUUUCGCCGUGCCGUUUAAAGCCACGGCGUACUCCCGCGAAGGCUGGACUCUGGGCUUAGUCGUGUGCAAAACGUGCGACUGGUUCGUGCAUUCCUGCAUGGCGGCGAAGAGCCUCACGGUGGCCAUCAUGGCGAAUGCAUGCUACAGGUAUGUGAGCAACCCGACCAAGCAAGUCACGAUCCGCCUCAAGACCAUCGUGGUGGUUCUCCUCUUCACGUGGCUGUUGGCCUGCGCCCUCCCUCUGCCGCACUGGCUCUUCAUGUCGCUGCAGAAGGAAGACGGUGCAGAAAGACUGCUGUGCGUGUUCGAGGUGCCACCAGAAGCACGCAAGUUUAUGUCCUUUUAUGUGAAGGCGUACCCUCUGGUGGCCUUUUGCGCACCGCUUAGCCUCGCGCUGCUUUACUUCUGGCGCGCGUACGGCCGAUCCCAACGCCGCUGCAGCAAGACGCAGAACCUGCGAGCACAGAUCCGGACGCGCAAGCUCACCCUGAUGCUGUUCGGCCUGACCGUGGCUAUGGCCACCAUGUGGCUGCCUCAGUGGGUAGCGUGGGUGUGGAUGAGACACGCAGAAGACAGCGACGGCCCAGUGCCUCCUGUGCUCUUCGCUGUGGCCGCACAGUGCGUCAUGUUUGCCAUCUCGCUAGCCAACCCGCUCAUAGUGCUCGCGCUGUCCGAGGAGUUCCGCGAGGGCUACAAGGGCCUGUGGCGGCGUCUCACGCUGCGCAAACACGCUCCCAAGCAGCAACCGAAACCCGGGCCGCACGCGCCCACUGCGCCCAGGUCACCCACCCCGCGACCCGAGGCUUUCGCACACCUUCCUCCGAGGAUUACCGACGAGUCCCGACCCGACAAGCAGCAGGAGGAGCAGCAGCAGCAGCAGGAGGAGGAGGAAAGUUCCGGUAACGUCAAUAAAGAUGGCAUAGUGCUGCCUGAUGUGGAGCAGUUCUGGCACGAGCGCGAGAGUGGCUCCAUGUCUCACGAGAACGACCCCAUACCCUGGGAGCAUCAGGACCCCAAAGAGGGCAAGCAGUAGCUUUUAAACACUACCCGAAAAGCCACACACACACACACAGCCAACUCUCACAAUCACAACAGGAGGCUCAGCAGCUACAACCAAGUGACCUCACGCGAACUUGACAUACAGGCCAAAUCACAGAAUUGGACAUACAGAGCACUAUAUAGGGUGAAAUCAAUAUUUCAUACCUUAUACAAUGCAUUUAUGUACACGCUAGAGAUAAAGGUUCCACCAGCAAACUUCAAAACAAAAGCUUCUUAUUGAUAGAGUUCCUUUCAUGUUUCAGACCAUGAAGGUUCCACCAGUGAGACAACAUGAAGAUCCCCCAAAAAAUCAUCCUACCAGUACCAUGUGUGGACUAGAUUUAUUAAACUCGUUAUUUUAUUGUGAAAAAUCACUUGAGAAUGGUUUGGUUUGUUGGUUAAGAGUG
Messenger RNA from Ictalurus punctatus (channel catfish), 1769 nucleotides. It is a transcript of the gene gpr151, whose product is annotated as G protein-coupled receptor 151. The transcript has a single exon. Lineage: Eukaryota; Metazoa; Chordata; Actinopteri; Siluriformes; Ictaluridae. Gene Ontology annotation, molecular function: G protein-coupled receptor activity. The record is from RefSeq and is a predicted model, not a curated record. Gene Ontology annotation, biological process: G protein-coupled receptor signaling pathway. The coding region runs from base 59 to 1357 and encodes 432 amino acids. Gene Ontology annotation, cellular component: membrane.